AUGGCUCACAGAAAUAUCUCAAAGUUGUUCGGUUCAACUUCACAAAGAUUGGGACUCUAUCGUGGAUUUGCUUCAGAAACAGGACCACAACCAUUGAACACUGACUUUUUGAAUAAGACUCCAGAGACCAGAGUAACCACAUUACCAAACGGUAUUCGUGUUGCUACUGAGCAAUCAUUCGGAGAGACUGCCAGCAUUGGUGUCUGGGUUGACUCUGGUAGUGUAUAUGAAAACGAAAAGAAUAAUGGUGUCGCUCACUUUUUGGAGCAUAUGAUCUUCAAGGGUACCGAGAAGCGUCCAUCACCACACUACAUCGAAACUGAAAUUGAAAACAUGGGUGGUAACCUCAAUGCUUUCACCUCUCGUGAGCACUCUGCAUACUACAUGAAGGUUCUUAAAGAGAACAUCCCAAAUGCUGUCGAUAUCCUCUCUGAUAUCUUACAAAACUCAAAAUUCGAACAAUCAAAUAUCGAUAAGGAACGUCAUGUUAUUUUAAGUGAAAUGCAAUAUGUACAAUCAAAGGAGGAAGAAGUUAUCUUUGAUCAAUUACAUGCUGCCGCCUUCCAAGGAUCAGCUUUGGGUCGUACAAUUUUAGGUCCAGUCGAGAACAUCAAUAAGAUCUCUCGUAACGAUAUCAAGGACUUUAUUUCACAAAACUACACUGGUCAACGUUUGGUCAUUGCUGCCGCCGGUGCUGUCAAUCACGAUAAAUUGGUCUCUGCCGUCAAGGAGAAGUUUGGAUCGAUCGCCGCUGGUGAACCAUCACUACGUUCCGCCAUCACAUCGGAUUUCGUCGGUUCCGAACUCAGAGUCCGUGACGACUCACUCCCAUUGGUCCACUUUGCCGUUGCCGUACGUGGUCUCCAAUGGAACCACCCAGACUACUUUGUCAUGGAGUUGAUCCAAACCAUGAUCGGUAACUGGAACCGUAACUUGGCCGGUGGAAAGAACCUCAUCUCGAACCUCGCCGAAGUUGUUGCCACCGAAGGAUUGGCCGAGUCAUACUCUACCUUCUUCACCUGCUACCAAGACACUGGUUUGUUUGGAAACUAUGGUGUUGCCGCCCCAGAGCGUGUCGACGAUUUGAUCUGUGAGAUGUUGAAGGAGUGGCAACGUAUUGCCAACUCUGCCAGCGAGACCGAGGUUGAGCGUAACAAGCAAAAGUUGUUGGCCAACACUUUGAUGCAAUACGACGGAACCUCACGUAUCUGUGAGAAGAUUGGUUUGCAAAUGUUGACCUUGGGUCGUCGUUUGUCUGCCCACGAAAUCUACUUGCGUAUCACCGAAAUCACUGCUGCCGAUGUUCGUCGUGUUGCCUCACAAAUUUUGACCGAUGUAUCACCAGCUGUUACCGCUGUUGGUCCCACUGUAAACUUCCCAGACUACAAUUUCGUAAGAGGAUGGACAUAUUGGAACAGACUCUAA
This is a messenger RNA of Heterostelium album PN500, 1425 nucleotides long. It is a transcript of the gene mppB, whose product is annotated as M16 family metallopeptidase. Gene Ontology annotation, cellular component: mitochondrion. Gene Ontology annotation, molecular function: metalloendopeptidase activity; metal ion binding. The transcript has 4 exons. Bases 1 to 1425 code for a protein of 474 amino acids. Lineage: Eukaryota; Evosea; Eumycetozoa; Acytosteliales; Acytosteliaceae. The record is from RefSeq and is a predicted model, not a curated record.